GAACAGUUUGCACAGUGAGUUGACACCUUAAAAGACUUCAGUGCUCAGUGAGAACAGACAGUGAGUCGACACCCGGAAAGACUUCAGUACUCAGAUUUAAUCCUAGGUACUGAAAUGGAGAACCAAGCAACUAAGAACUCUGAAAUGGACGAAGAUUCUAAGCAAGACACCUUUGCAGGAGAUUGCCGUAAACAUGAAAACCCAGAUCAAACCACUAGAAGUGAGGGACACAACAUCAGAUCAGGAAAAUAUGAGGGUAAUGAAGACACAAAGAAAAUAUACAUGACAGAGACCAAACUUGAUGAUAAUGCUAAAAUAGCAACUCCUGAACCCAGCCCACCUUAUGAAAGUUUAAAAAUGAGUUCCCCUAAAAGAUCACAAAAACUUGAACUAUCACAACAUACUGUUAAUGAAGAAAUUAACAGACAGUCAUCCGAUUUAUCUAUUACUGAUUCUACAAGAAAUUCCUCUAAUUUGACUGUUGUGCUGUUUGGAAGCUCCUCUGCAGUUCAGUUUGGAAAGGAAAAUAUACUACUUGGAGAGAACCAAGCCCAUAUCCCCAGAAAAAGAGAAGUGUCAGGACGCAUUUUGUCAGUAGUCAACAUACUUGAUUUGCAUGAGGGUCACCAAGACACUGUGGACCAAAUUACUGGUCAGUUAGUCAAUAAAAACAACAUCCAGGCCUUCAUCUUCAUUCUGAAGCUGGGACAAUUUACAGAUGGUGAUAAGCUCGGACUCAACUGGCUGAAAAAACAUUUGGAGAGGGUGUUCUUUCCUUUGUGAUGAUUAUGUUAACUUAUGAGAGAGAGGAGGAGUGUGACACCAUCAUAGAUGACCUGAAGAAAAACACUGUUCUAGAGAAAUUAAUGAAAAUGUGCAGAGAGAGAUACUGCACAUGUAGUGUAAGCAUGAACAACCAAUCCGAGAUGAGAACACUGCUGGAGAAGAUAGACUUUAUAACCUCUGAGAACAAACAGCAUUCCUAUACUGCUGAGAUGAACACAGAGUCACAUUUUACAGAAGAAGUUCAAGACAGUUUAAGACAGAAAAAUGGAUCAGAAGGUGCUUCUUCAUUGCCAGAAAUGAACUUGGUGCUUUGUGGAUGUGAUGGAGAUCUGAAGUCCUCAAUAUCAGAUCUUAUACUGGGACAGACAAAACAGAGAGCACAGUCCAGCUCAGCAUGUUUGAUGAGAAAAGGAGACAUGUGUGGACACCCAGUCAAGCUUGUGGAGAUGCCUGCUCUCUACAACACUCAGUUUUCAGAACAGGAAGUGCGGUGUCAGACUCUCCUCUGUCUUUCUGUUUGUGAUCCUGGAGUUCAUGCAUUCCUCAUCAUUGCUUCUGGUAAAGAUAAAGCAGAAAUUGAGGCAAUUCAGAUGAUCUUUAGCUCCAGAAUGAACAACUACACCAUAUACAUCACUUACACGAAUACUGAGCAGGAUUUAGACAAAGCCACUAAUUGUCUUAUUAAAAGCAGUAAAGGACACAUUAAUGCUUGUGGAACAACAGAAUCUGAGCUUCUGAUAAAAGUUGAGCAGAUUUUAAAACACAAUCACAAAAGCUGCUACACAACAGUCAUGUACCUGGAGGCACAAGUGGAAACAUUCAUCAAAUACAAGUCUGAGAAUCAACAACUGAAAGAAAUCAUUAAAAAAAUGACGAAAGAAAAUGAGAAAAAAAAAGUUGCUCCCAAGGAUACACGUAACCUGAGAAUAGUUCUACUGGGAAAGACAGGAGUUGGAAAGAGUGCAUCAGGAAACACCAUUCUGGGAAAAGAAGCAUUUAUAGAUGACAUAUCUGAUAAAUCGGUUACUACUGUGUGUCAGAAAGAGACAGCAGAACUCUGUGGGAGACAGAUUACAGUGAUCGACACUCCAGGACUCUUUGACACAAAUUAUAAGGGUAAUGAUGAAACCAAGAAAGAGAUUGUUAAAUGUAUCUCAAUGGCAGCACCUGGUCCUCAUGUGUUCCUGUUGGUAUUGAAUAUAGGACAACGCUUCACAAAUGAAGAGAAAGAAACAGUGAAAAUCAUUGAAAAUGCUUUUGGUGAAAAAUCUAAAAUGUACACUAUUGUGCUCUUCACAAGGAAAGAUGAUUUAAAGAGGAAAACAAUAGAAAACUAUGUUGAAAAUGCAUUAGAAAUAAGACCAGUGAUCCAAAGCUAUGGCAACAGAUACCAUGCUUUUGACAACAGCAAUAAUAAAGAUCGUACCCAAGUCAUGACUCUCUUGGAUCAGAUAGACAUCAUGGUGGAAAGGAACGGAGGAAGCUGCUACACUAAUGAGAUGUUCCAACAGGUUGAGAAAGCUCUAGAAGAAGAAAAGGAGAAAAUACUUAAAAGAAGAGAGGACAUAAUAAAGAGAGAGAAUGAAGAACUGAAAUCUAAACAUAAAGCUGAAUUGCAAAAAAUGCAGAAGGCAAUGGAAGAGGAACAACAAAGACAUGAGGAUGAGAGGAACAGAAGAGACGAAAGAUAUAAAGAAAGGGUACAGAAACUCCAACAAUACAUUGAAGAAAAAAUACAAUCAGACAAAGAAUAUUGUGAGACAAUAAGAGCAGAAUAUAAAAAAAGGAUGAAUGCUCAGAUGGAAGAAAUCAACAAAGAGAGAGUGGAGAACUGGAAACAGUGGCAGAGACAAGAAGAGGAAUAUCAGAAACAGAGAAAUCAGGAGGAGGAGGACAGAAAGAAAAGAGAACAACAAUGGAAGGAGAAACAGAGAAAGGAAAAAGAGAUGUUUGAAAGGGAAAAAGAGGAGAUGGAAAAGAACAAAGAAACAGAAUUAAGGAAAUUCCAACAAGAGUAUAAAAAGAAGGCAGCUGAAGAAGAGAAGAGAAGAAGGGAUUUAGAGGAGCAAAUAAAACAUGCAAAGGAAAGUAAAAAGAAGGAACUACAAGAUCUUCAGAUAUCUCAACAACAAGAGUGGGAGAAGAGGAUGAAGCAGGAGGAGGAGGAGAGAAAAAAACAAGAAAAUCAUUGGAAGAAAAUAAUUGAGUUUAAAGAAAGAAAAUGGGAGAGUGAACAAAACACAAAACAAAAAAGGUAUAAGCUAGAAAAACAAGCUGAGCUAGAUAAAAGAGCCAAGGAGGAGGAAAAGAGGAAACUGAAAGAAGAGGAAGAGAAGAAAAAAAUAGAAAAUGAGGCUAGUGAAAAGAUAAGUCAGAUGAAAACACAAAUGGAAACUGAGAGACAAAAUAAAAUUAGACAAAUAGAAGAAACGUACAAAAGAGAACUGCAAGAUACAUUACAGGAACAUAGAAAGGCUUUUGAAGAGGAAAAAGAAAAACAUGAAAGGGAACGUAAACAAGCUGAAGUAAAGAACCUGGCUUACUUGAAAGCCAAACACGAAGAAGAAAAGCAGAAACUACAGGAAAAGACAGAAUUCGAGGCAAGAACAGAAGCUGAGAAAGAAUUUUGUGCCAGAUUAGAAGAAAAGCUUAAAGAGGCAAGGAAGGCAGCAGCUGAUGAAGUGCAAGCCCAGAGAUCCAUACCAGGCAGAGGGGUUGAUGCUUUGAUUAACCAUAUAUGGAAUUUAAUGCAGUAAUGUUUUAUAAGCACAUUUAAUCAUGAACAUGGUUUUUGACAGCCAACAUACAACAUAUAUACAUUUUGGUAAAGGAGAACAGAAACAUAUCAUCAAAUCAAAAUGUUUAGAAGUAAUUCUCCAACAAUUAAAAACAGACUUAGUAUAAAAUAUUGUGUUAAAAUUUACCAAUGUUGUAAUUAAAAUUAAGGUUUGUUUCUCUACCUUACCUAUUGGGUUGCAAAUUACCCAAAUGUUAACAUGUGUUGCUAUUAUUAUUAUUAUUAUUAUUAUUAUUAUUAUUACAGGUGGUAGUGAUAUAGACAUAGACCUAUCUUUACAAUAAGAUGUUUCUCUUUCAAUUAAUUAAUGUUUACUUGCAUGCAUUUACACUUAGUAGACAAAUAAAUACAAAUGUAACUCUAAGCAUGCACUGUUUGUCUCCACUGAAUGAAGCAGACAAUGUGCUAUUUACAAAAAUACACUCUUUUUAAAUUUUAUCUGAAUUGUGCAGCACAUGUAAGGUAUUUUGAGACAUGUCUCAGCAUUAUCAUUACAAUCAUUAAGCUAAAAAUUAUUAAAAAAGAUUUUGCAUUUGGUAACUUAUAUAACCAGUGGGGAAGAGUUUAUUAUGAAUAUUAUAGAGGUGGAUAUACCCAGACACUUGUGAGACACAACAAUCUUUAUUCUAGUUAUUUUUAAGUCAAGUUGUAGGCUAGAUAUCAAAUUAGGAAGUUCCGUCCAUUAACUGUAGUACCCCAACCUACUGGGUUUAUUUUCACUUUGCCCCACCAAGGGUAAUCAAACAAAUACAGAUAAAGAAUUUUUCAGUAUG
Hemibagrus wyckioides is the source of this 4356-nucleotide messenger RNA. Its product is annotated as GTPase IMAP family member 8-like. The transcript has 7 exons. Gene Ontology annotation, molecular function: GTP binding. The record is from RefSeq and is a predicted model, not a curated record. Lineage: Eukaryota; Metazoa; Chordata; Actinopteri; Siluriformes; Bagridae. The coding region runs from base 783 to 3542 and encodes 919 amino acids.